UCAGUGCAAUGUAAAUGGAAGUGGUGGUCAGCUUGAAACAAUUCACAUAAUUUCUCCAACAUGAAGCAAGAUUGCAUUGCGCAUUCUAGCAACAACUCCGACAAUUGCGAGGCAACGACACAGUGAUGAUUCAAUACAAUACUACACCAAAUUAAUACCAUAAUAACUUGCCUUUAUCCAAAAUAAGUCAACAAUAUGGAGGGACCUAUUGAACAAAGGGAAGUACUCUUGCUCAAUCUGGAAUUGCCAAGUCCCUGUAAAAUGCAGCAAUCAAUCAGUUCACUGAAUUCCCCUGUGGAUUCUGGAGUUCAGUUGUUGGACAGUGAGAGUGACCAAACUGAUCAGACAUCUGUGAUGUCUUCCAGUGGUUGUGACUUAGAUAUGGACAUAAAGAACACUGAUGAUAGCAUUGCACAAGAUGCAGAAGCAGCAAUGAAGGAGUUGUGCAGUAAUAUUCAAGACAAGCUUAUGACCAAGAGUGAUAUUGCUAAUCAAAAUACUGGCUCAAAUUUACCAGGAGGCACAAAAGCAAAUGCUGCAACAGUUCUACCCACCAGACAACAAAGUACCCCAACUCAUAGUUUAAUUGAGGCAACCACCAAAGAUGAUAUUAUGAAUAUUUCCCUCAACAGUUAUGAACUGUUGGAUUACACCAUGGCAAAUCAAAUAAAAGCAAACUUUGAAGAACUAGAUCAAAUGCAUGUGAGUCUGUCGGAAGAAGUGAAUGAAACUUUAAGACUUCAGCUUCAAUCAGCAGUUGAAAAUUUAGUUGAAGUGGAACCUACCAUUGAAGAACCACCUGCACCUGAAGCAGUCAUUGAGGAUAAACCAGUUGACACUAUUGUAGACGAACAAAUCGUAUUCAGAAGGCAACGAAAAAAGAAGUCACGUAGUGAUACACCGAAAAAGCGCGUCUCUUUUCACGAGGACAUUUUAAACAGCACGAAAAUCGAUGAUAUUCAUAUAAAUCACGGUUUUAUCACAAUCGAACCAGAAGGUUCAACUAAUUUCUUGCUGCGCGGCUUCAAAAAGAAGCAUGAUAUUGUUCAAGGACGAUAUAGUUGGGCUGCCGAGGGUGAUUCAACUUAUAACGAGAAUAAUCCGAUGUGUAACAGAGAAGUCCAAUCGGAUAUUUAUGUACAACACCAGCAUCGCUUAUCAUCGGUAUCGUCCAGCUCCAGUGCGAGUUUUUCUAGUUCCAUCGACGAAGAACGCAUUGAUGAAGUCACAGACAAGCCUGGCAGUGAGAAAAAACCGAAAGGCAGUUGUCUGAAGAAGACCAAACACCGAAAAGUGAUUGACACUAAUAUAGUUGAAGAGAUUUCAGCAAGUAAAGGUCGAAAAAAAUCUGAAACCAACUUGCUUGAUGCUAAUAUAUUCGGCAGCCUUAAAAACAUCUUGACAUUUUCAACAUCUUUGCCAUUGACAGAGCGAGGAGUUCCAGAAGGGCAGGAAGAUUUGAUAUAUUCUACAUCAGAGGUGUCUUGUGGAAUUGACACUUCCGAUUUGACUGAACAAAAGAAGAAAGCCAAUGUUCAAAUGGACAUUGCGAAGAACAACUUGAAGCUGACAAUUCAACCAAUGUAUCAGAACAAUCUGCCUGAGAACGUAAUAUUAUGCGAUAGUAAUGUUUACGAGCACAAAGGAAUAUCAUACAGUUAUGAGUAUGACAACUUUACAAAAAGUUUUGAGCACAAUAACCAGAAACCGAAGAAUUCAUCGAUUUAUCAGAAGAUAUUGAAGGAGUUUAAUUUCUUUAGAAAGAAAGCACAAGAGGAGACUGGCACUGAAAAGGAAGCAAAAGAUGACUUUGUUGUUGUUAACGACGGUGCUACUACUGAAGCAACAGCAACUGAUAAACAGGAAUCGAAACAUUCAAAGAAAAAUGUUGAAACCGACACAAUCAACAAGUAUGCACGCAAUGUAAACAUGGAUUGGUCCGAUACUGAAUCAGUUUCGACCGAAUCACUUGUUAACUCGAGCAUGCGACACUUGAAUUCCCCGCGGAGACGCGUUCAUAGAGCAAACCAUUACACCGUUCAACCGGUGAUCAAUUCGAGCGAGCCGUCAAAAAACGCGCGCACGCCCGGCGGCGCUGGGUCGUCGUCAAAGAACAGCCUCAUCAAUCGCUUCCUGCGACAUGUGACCACGCACAAGAUGCUGGAUAUGAAGUUGCAGAGGAAGCUUUCGCGGAGUAAACGGCAGCUGGCUGUUCCUAUAAGCGCUUUGCAUCUAGAGCGCUGUGUAAAGGAAAAUCGUAAACUAAAUCGGAGCAUCGAUGAAGAAAUAUUACAAGCGAAACGUAUAAAUUUCGCAGGAAAAUCAGUCAAAUCAACCAACAAACAACAUUCUUAUGCGAUGUUGAAUGAGUUAAAUGUGAUUGGCGUUUUUCCACUAUCGAGUGCUUAUACAACCACCGGCACACAUAAAUCAUUACUGCUUGUCAUCACUGAUUCAACACUUUUCGUCUAUGAGAGACAAGCGGAGCAAGGACGCGCGUUGAUGCUGCUUCCUUACACGCAGUUGAAUACGAUUAUCAUAGGUCCAAGUGCGCAAACAAUUCACAUCUCGACUAAUAAUAACGAUAAACAAUGCAUGUUGAUAACGGGUAGUAGUAAUAUUACGAAUGAUAUUAUGAUUCAGCUGGAGAUGGUCAUGCGCGGUAAUAAGGAGAAAAUUCUGCCUGCGAUUAAACAAUUAACAAUGAUGGAUAUGCGCAAUUUGAGAAAGUUUAUUUCUAAACAAACUCCAGUGCAUAAAGAUGAUGAAUAUUUCUACUGCACGAUUCUAAAUGCCCAGGAACAACAAACUGAGAAUGUGGACGCUUUCUUUGGUCCAAAUAAAGAAGGUCCUUUGAUGUUUAAGUUAUCAGAUACUGAUUCCCGAUGGGAAACUGCAUAUUUUAUUAUGAAGGCUGGAAUAUUAUACAUGUUAUCCUCACCCUCCAACCCAGAACCGAUGCGAGUGUACCCGCUGCUUAAUGGCGCUUGCCAUGGCGCGAAACGCGUUCAUAAUUGCGCUCGCCCGCAUACAUUCCAACUGAUUCUGUCCGGCAGCGUGUUGUUUCUUGCCGCCCCUGACGAAUAUGUGGCUAGCGAAUGGCUGCAAGCAUUAAUACAUGCUGCCACGGGGGUUUAUUCAAGUCGUGAUCGAUCAGUUGCGCCUGCAACUUCACUGCUAAUGACUAGCGAACAAAUAAUAUUAGUACGCGAGGCAUUUUCCUGCAAUCUGCUUAGCAAUGAUGAAGAACAUAAUCCGAUUAAAGGACCGCAGGUUCUCUCGUGUGCUGCAAUCAGUGAUUUAACUUCGUUUAAACUUCCGUCAGCCGAACAAAGUUGGUGCAUUUUGGAAUUUGCAUGCAGAGAAGUACGCGAAACAAGCGGGGAUUGGAUAUUAUACUUCCCAACGAACUCCGAACUCGAAAACUUUAUCUCGACUUUAGAAAUGUUGUGGAUUUACAAUAAUGAGGGAGACAGUUUCCCUUUAACCACAAUGGCCGAAGGAGACGAUGUAAAUAAGAAAUGUACAGUUGUGAACGACGCGCUGCAAAAGUUAUGGCUUUAAGAAUUGGAUCUCACCCCAAAGGUGACAACAGCAUCAGUUGUUGCCAGGUGGUAUUGAUAUAGAAUGUAAGUUGACACAAUGUAUACAUGCGUAUAACUAUGAAUUGGCUCGCGUAUUUUUGAUCGGUGCUGUUAGAUUUGGUUUAGUUAGUUGAUUCAACAAAUAUCGUGAGUUACAUUCAAGAUUCAACAAUAUUGAUUCACAAGUGAGCGAGUGCUGAAUGCACUCAAUGAUUGAUUGCAUCUAUUUUUAUAUACUCUAUGUUGGUUUUGUUUGAUUGGGUGAAAGUUGUGUUCACGACUUGGGUAGGAGCAAUGAUUUGCAUCAUCAUUGUGAAUACAUUAUGAAUGAUAUUAGUAGUGGGGUUGUUCGGGUGAUAUUGGCUCAAACGGGUUUGUUUCAAGAGCGCCAUCCAUUAAAUGAUCACAUAUAUAAUCUUUUGCCUAGAAAAUAUGGGAAAAUAGCUGUGGUCAAAGAUAUAAAUUUAAAUUCUAAGUGCAUAUAUACUCAAUGUUGAUUGUUGCUAAUAUUCACAUGUUAUAAUGCUUUUUUUACCAGUCCAAUACUAAAACUACUCAAAAUUAGUUAAAUUUACACUAUUUACCCAAAUUUUCUAGCGCAAAUUUAUAACACCGUAGAUAGGAAUAUGUAAUAAUGAACUAACCACCACUAAAACAUUAACCAAACUCCAAUUCUAUUAAUCUAGUCAGAUCUUUGUUACAUUAUAUUUUGUGAUAUUAAAAACUUUUUAUUUGCAUAGGCUAGCAAUUGUAAAAGAUGUACUCUGAACUAAAAUAACAUGUGUAACUAAUAUAAUAUUAGACACCUCUUGAUAACACGUACAUUUUCUAUGAUAGAUAUUAUACAUGAUAGCAACCAAAAUGAUAUCUAACGUGGACGUGUGUAAAUUAUUUGCGAAUUUUUUAUUUAUUUUCAUAUUGAUUUUACGUUUUCCAAGAAAAUAGUGAUUUUAUUUAUGUUUGUUUACACUUUACUCGAUCUAAUCUUGAGGGAGACUUGUUUAAAUAUAUACAUCUAAUGAAUUAAGUUUACUUUGACAUGUCCGACGAGGUACAAAUACAAAUAUCAAGAAUUGAGUAUUAAUAGAUUAAACAAACCACUUGUAUCAACUACCUAGUACUUGUAUGUAAAAGUAAAUGCUUGCUUUCUGGCUUAUCUAUCUGCAACUAUACAUCGGUAAAAAUAAAGCAUUAUACUCGACUGUUAUACAAUAAAUGAACAAAACAGUGAAAUAAAUCAAA
Molecule: messenger RNA, 4826 nt
Organism: Dalotia coriaria
Lineage: Eukaryota; Metazoa; Arthropoda; Insecta; Coleoptera; Staphylinidae
Exons: 7
Coding region: 196-3564 (1122 amino acids)
Biological process (GO): lysosome localization; Golgi organization; regulation of protein localization
Cellular component (GO): endosome membrane
Molecular function (GO): kinesin binding
Source: RefSeq, a predicted model, not a curated record